Molecule: messenger RNA, 1585 nt
Organism: Protobothrops mucrosquamatus (brown spotted pit viper)
Lineage: Eukaryota; Metazoa; Chordata; Lepidosauria; Squamata; Viperidae
Gene: TMED4
Product: transmembrane p24 trafficking protein 4
Exons: 5
Coding region: 1-663 (220 amino acids)
Biological process (GO): endoplasmic reticulum to Golgi vesicle-mediated transport; Golgi organization; intracellular protein transport
Cellular component (GO): Golgi apparatus; endoplasmic reticulum-Golgi intermediate compartment; endoplasmic reticulum
Source: RefSeq, a predicted model, not a curated record
AUGGCGGCUGGGCGGUUCGUGGCGCUGCUGGGCGCGCUGCUCUUGGCCGGCCGCGUCGCGCGGGCGCUCUACUUCCACAUCGGGGAGACGGAGAAGCGCUGCUUCAUCGAGGAGAUCCCGGACGAGACCAUGGUCAUCGGCAACUACAGGACGCAGCUGUGGGACAAGCAGGCCGAGGCCUUCCUGCCCUCCACGCCGGGGCUGGGCAUGUUCGUGGAGGUCCGGGACCCGGACGCCAAGGUGAUCCUCUCGCGGCAGUACGGCUCGGAGGGCCGCUUCACCUUCACCUCGCACACGCCCGGCGAGCACCAGAUCUGCCUGCACUCCAACUCCACCCGCCUGGCGCUCUUCGCCGGGGGGAAGCUGCGGGUGCACCUGGACAUCCAGGUGGGGGAGCACGCCAAUAACUACCCGGAGAUCGCCGCCAAGGACAAGCUGACGGAACUGCAGCUGCGAGCCAGGCAGCUGCUGGACCAGGUGGAGCAGAUCCAGAAGGAGCAGAACUACCAAAGGUUCCGAGAGGAGAGGUUCCGCAUGACAAGCGAGAGCACCAACCAGCGGGUGCUGUGGUGGUCCAUUGCACAGACAGUCAUCCUUAUCCUUACAGGGAUUUGGCAAAUGAGGCACCUCAAGAGUUUCUUUGAAGCCAAAAAAUUGGUUUAAUGUCUUCAGCAUCACAUAGGUCAUUUAUUCACCAAUGCCCCGUUGUUGUUUUCCAUUGAAGAAAUCUUGAUUUUAAUUUAAGUACUAAACUGAGAAAGAAGCACAGCAGAAAAUGCCCCUGCCCAAUUAUAUAAAUCCACGAAAACAUCUCAAACGUAAUCAUAUUUUUGUGCUUUGAAGCACGUGAAGCUAGCGGUGAGUAAGGAUAGCUUGCCUCGAUUGUCAAGCUUUCCUGGAACAUUCCAAGAAGCUGCUUUACAGAAGACUGAAAGGAUUCCCUCCAUUACAUUUGUAAUAGCUGCAGUUUGCCUAAAAGCUUCUCUUCUAAAGGCCCCUAUAACUCUAGAACUAUUCAACAGAAUGCAAUCAGAGGAUAAAUAGAUUUACAUCAGAACUGUGUAGCGCGCCUUUCUUGUUCAAAAAUUGUUCAAAAUAUUGUUUAGCAUUUCAGUGGUUGUCAGACAUCCAGGGGAUCGAAGGAUUUCUUGCAGUGUUUUCAAUUCUUUGUAGUUCUGUGUUUUCUAAGCACAGAAUUGUCUUGGCUGGAGAGUCAAUGCAAAUGAGGGAGUAGUAGAAGUUGCCUCCAGGUUUGUUGUAAAUGUUGAAUAAAGAAGCCCCUGAAAUUUGUAAAUAGUUUGACUUAGAGUUGCUAUCAGAUGGAGAUAUUCCUUGAAGAGCAUAGAAAGGGAUUUCUCCAUCAGGUGGUGUUAUCUCUUUUUACCAGCCUUUCUGUAAUUUGGAAAUAGAACCUGUAAAUAAUCCAGCUACAGAACAACACUGUUGCAGUUUGGCAGCAGAAUUGGACCUCUGAAGUAGCGGGACUGAAAAUGGGCAUUUUUCCCUUCUCUGUUUGCAUGGGCAAAUUUGUCUUGAGGCCCGUUUGUUACAGUUUUGGAUUGAAAUAAAGCUUUUUUGAAAGAGG